AUGGAAGGAAAUAAUUAUACAAAGUACUAUGCGAUUGUGAACCCUUCUAUUGGUAGCAUUCUCUCUGACAUCUCAUUUUCGACUAAGAUGUAUAAUGUGACUUGUAGUGGAUUUGGGUAUCACACUUUGAAUAAGGAUUACAAACUUGUUGUUGUUGAAUACCAGUAUCACCAUGAACCUCCUAAUCUCAUAGCAAUACAUAGAAAGGUUCAUGUCUUUAGCAUGAAAUCCAAUUCUUGGAGAUGCAUUGAGACAACAUAUCUUGGUGGUUCACCUCUGAUUAUCGAUUCAAAUAUGUGUAUUCCGAUUCCGAGUUCAAGUUGUGCGCUUAUAGACAACUAUUUAAUGCAUUGGUUGUUGAAGUCUUCGGCUGGAAACUGGAGUCUUGUUUGCUUCAAUCUUGAUAAAGAACGAUGGGUUGCUGACAUACGCUUACCCGACUUUAAUUACUAUGAUGGCGACAUUGGUUGUGAUGUUGAUUUGGGGGUUCUUGAUGGUUGUUUGUGUUUCUCUGUUCAAAGUUAUUAUGACAAGUUUAAUGUGUGGAUUAUGAAGGAAUAUGGAGUACAUGGCUCAUGGACAAAGUUUUUCAUUGAUAUCCCUGAUUAUUGUGACUAUUAUCCAAUUUUUGCACGCCAGCAUACAACAAUAAAAGAGAUUUUGCUUGCCAAAUGUAGGUCUUAUAAACGAGGGAUUCGAACUUAUGUAUGGUAUAACAUUAGAGAUAAAACGGCAAAGGAAUUACGAUUCAUUGGAGCUCCUCAUGAGUUAGGCGCUGACUUGUUGUGCAUCGGAAGUCUUGCUAAUUGUUUUGAAGAUUGUCAAACUAAAAAAUGCAAAGGAACCCAGAAGAGGAUGGAGACCCAAGACAAUAUGAAGAUUGAUGACCAAGUCAAAAUUCUACAAGCCAAUAUGAGUAAUAAUAAUAAUGUUAUUCGUUCUUGA
Molecule: messenger RNA, 945 nt
Organism: Beta vulgaris subsp. vulgaris (sugar beet)
Lineage: Eukaryota; Viridiplantae; Streptophyta; Magnoliopsida; Caryophyllales; Amaranthaceae
Product: F-box protein CPR1
Exons: 2
Coding region: 1-945 (314 amino acids)
Source: RefSeq, a predicted model, not a curated record